Tribolium madens (black flour beetle) is the source of this 1538-nucleotide messenger RNA. Its product is annotated as cysteine protease ATG4B. Gene Ontology annotation, molecular function: protein-phosphatidylethanolamide deconjugating activity. Bases 124 to 1239 code for a protein of 371 amino acids. The transcript has 6 exons. The record is from RefSeq and is a predicted model, not a curated record. Lineage: Eukaryota; Metazoa; Arthropoda; Insecta; Coleoptera; Tenebrionidae.
UGACACAAACAUGGCGAUUUGACAUUAAAAAUGAAAACAAACUGUGAAACACAGUGAUUCUUGAAACUUCCUCUACGAUUUACCAAUUUAGCGUUAAAUGUAUGAAUAUCACUUCUUGUGACGAUGGACGGUAUGUUCGAAUUAUACCUAGAUGGGAGCAUUGAGCCCGAUGACAUCCCCCACACGUCAGACCCCGUCUAUAUCCUAGGCAAAAAGUACAACGCACUUCAAGAGUUAGAAACAAUUCGUCAAGACAUUCUUUCAAAAAUCUGGUUCACAUAUCGGAAAAACUUCGUUCCAAUCGGGGGCGACGACGGCCUCACCACCGACAAGGGAUGGGGCUGCAUGCUCCGAUGCGGCCAGAUGGUCCUGGCGCAAGCUCUAGUGACACUCCAUCUGGGCCGGGACUGGAUCUGGGAGCCAGAAACCAAAGACUCCACUUAUCUCAAAAUCCUUAGUAAAUUUGUAGACAAGAGACAAGCGCCCUUUUCCAUACACCAGAUUGCCAUGAUGGGGGUGUCGGAAAACAAGGAUGUGGGGCAGUGGUUCGGACCCAACACCGUGGCGCAAGUCUUGAAGAAGUUGGUGAAGUAUGAUGAUUGGAGCUCAAUUGCGAUUCAUAUAGCCUUAGAUAACGCACUUAUUAUUAGUGAUAUAAGAGAGUUGUGCUUAAGUCAAGAGGAUGAGGGGUGUGUGAGUAUGAAAUGUGGCAGUGGGGGUUGGAAACCGCUGCUACUUAUUGUGCCUUUGCGAUUGGGACUGCAGGAAAUUAAUCCCAUUUAUGCCAGUGGAUUAAAAAAAUGUUUCAAGUUCAAACAGAGUUUGGGGGUGAUUGGGGGCAAGCCCAACUUGGCGUUAUAUUUCAUAGGAUAUGUAGGAGAUGAAGUAAUAUACCUGGACCCCCACACGACGCAGAAAUCCGGUUCAGUGGAAAACAAAGAGACAGAAGAGGAAAUCGAACUGGAUUCUAGUUACCACUGUAAAUACGCUUCUAGGAUAAACAUACUCAGCAUGGAUCCCUCGGUAGCUGUGUGCUUUUUCUGCAGUACUGAAGCCGAAUUUAAUGAUUUAUGUCACGCGAUCAAAAAAGACCUCAUCGAACCUGAAAAACAGCCGUUAUUCGAAGUCACUUAUGAAAAACCGAAACAGUGGAAGCCGACGCUGGACGACGCCGUGGAAGCAGCCGAUUUCGAACUAUCGGGCGAAUACGACUCGGAGCACGAGUUUGAAAUUUUGUAACAAUUUUGACCGAAAAAUAUGUAAAUAGUUACUCAAAUUUGUUUUUGUACAAAGUGCAUUUAUCGAGGUGGCGCCACUCGUGAUGCUUUUAACGCUACCGGUGCCAAAAAUGUCGACUGUACAUAAAUGGAUGCCGAUCUUACUUAUACAGGGUGUUUUUUUCGAGCUCCACCAUAGGAAUCUUAGUUAUUCUAAGACAUACGAGGUCGGUUAAAUUAGGACAAAGUUGCGUAUUUUUAUGUUGAACAAUAAUUUGAAAGAAAAUUUAAUGUGUCAUUAAAAAAAACGGAAACUUGUAA